AUGGGUCUCCGUGGUCAUAACGCCAUGGUGCCGUGUCGGUUCUGCAAGGUAGUUGGGUCUCCCUACAGACACAGUGGUAAUAGGACAACAUAUUAUGAUCCCCUACCCCACCCUUCGGCUCCUUUGGUUCAGGAUAACCCAAAUCCUACCAACCCCGUCCCAACCAGUUACCGCACUGCUCGUCUGCCCAUGAGGAAUGAUCGCGACCACAGAUAUGACAUGCAGCGCUCAAUGAACAAGCUUGAAACAAUUGAUUUUCCAAGGUCUUUUCCCAUCAACAUCAUGCACCUUACCUACCAAGGCCCAGUCCUGAUCAUGGUAGAGCAUUGGGAAGGUACGCUUUUCAAGGAUGAGGACUUGGCAGAACCCUGGGUCCAGAACUGGGAGGAGUUCGGAAAAUCACUUGCAGACGCAGCGAAAACAACUCUAUUGGCAUAUGGUAGGGCUCGAAGGAUAUCUCAAAGGACCGAAAACUUUACGAAGCAGAAGAUUGGUCGAACCUCCUAA
Messenger RNA from Saitoella complicata NRRL Y-17804, 507 nucleotides. RefSeq lists its product as uncharacterized. The record is from RefSeq and is a predicted model, not a curated record. The coding region runs from base 1 to 507 and encodes 168 amino acids. The transcript is spliced from 2 exons. Lineage: Eukaryota; Fungi; Ascomycota; Saitoellomycetes; Saitoellales; Saitoellaceae.